AUGCCCAGUUUCCUCACGCAGAGUAUAAGCUGUCACUUCGCCAGCUCAGAGUGCUACUACAUUGACGUCAAGAACACAACCCAAGAGCACGUGGAGAAAGAAAUAGUAGAAAUGGCUCACAAGAAAUACGACGUGACUUCUGUGACACUCAAGAGUAUAAACUGUCGCUUCGCCAGCUCAGAGCGCUACUGCGCUGAUGUCAAGAACACAACCCGAGAGCACCUGCGGAAAGAAGGGAUUGAAUUUGGACAUGCAGAACAUACAGCGACUUCUGCUUCAGACCUUGUGGCAAUCUUAAGUCAUGACCUUGGCUUGUAA
Leptosomus discolor (cuckoo roller) is the source of this 318-nucleotide messenger RNA. Lineage: Eukaryota; Metazoa; Chordata; Aves; Leptosomiformes; Leptosomidae. The record is from RefSeq and is a predicted model, not a curated record.